AUGGAUUUUAGUGAGACUAAAAUUGAAAAAAGCGAUAGUAAUUGUUAUCAAAAUAAAGUUGAUAAUGACGAAAAGCUUAAUCAUUUAAAUCAAGACAAAUUAAGUAAUAACUUGGAAGUUUAUAGCCUAGAUCCCCAAGAUGUCCAUUUUAGAAGAGGUGGGUCUACAAGAUGUAGCAUUAAGAUGAGAACAUCAUUGGUGGAUGAUCUUCACCAAUUAAUGCCAAGAGUAGUAACUUUAGAAAAAAAUGAGCAAGGACAGAUAAAAUAUAAUCUGAAAGUACCUGCUGAUGAAUUAAUCAAUUCAACUCAGUUUGAGUUUGUUAGAGAAAUUAGUUCAGGAGGCUUCGGUGUAGUAAAUCUUUGUAAAAGUAAUAAUCUAGGAAAUCUCCCAAAUGGACAAGAAAUUGCAGUAAAAUUAUUUACGAGAGGAAAUACAGGAGAUGGAAAUAGACAGCUUUCAAAUGAAAGAUUGAAAUCAAUAGAAUCAGAAUUAAAUUAUGUUCGGAUAUUUAAGCAUCCUAACAUAGUAGAAUAUUAUGGUAUUUUAAAUCCGUCUACAGGUCAAAUCGGAUUUGCAAUGGAAUAUUUGGAUGGAGGAACAGUUUUUGAAGUCUUAUAUUCUAAAAAUAAUAUUAUUCCACUUGAAAUUAGAAAAAUGUGGUGUGUUCAACUAGUCAAAGCUAUAGCUUACUUACAUGAAGGAUGUGCUCCUCAUAGAUUUAUACAUAGAGAUAUUAAAACCAUCAAUCUUUUAAUAAAUAAAAAAGAUCUUAGUAUCCGAAUAUGUGACUUUGGAAAUGUAAGGGAGAGGACUUUUUCAUAUUACAGACUAGACAACAAUGGGGGAUCAGUGAGAUAUAUUUCCCCAGAAUCACUCAGAGUUGGAUCAUUCAUCAAUGAUAAAACUGAUAUCUGGUCAAUUGGAUGUUGUAUUAUUGAGAUUUUUGGUGGAGGAAUACCUUAUUCAAAGUUUAGUGAUGAAAAUACUUUAAUUAGUAUGAUCAGAAAAGGUACUUCCCCAGAAAUACCUUCUUUCUUCCCAUCAUGUUUAAAAAAGUUGUGUUCAAAAUGUUUACAGUCUAACCCUAAUGUGAGGCCAAAUAUCCAAAAUCUUCUUAAGGAUAUUAUUAGUCUUGAUAUUGGAGUACUUAAAAAGUCAAAACUUGGAAAGCUUGAUAAAUACCCAAAGGUUUACUAA
Messenger RNA from Cryptosporidium ubiquitum, 1200 nucleotides. RefSeq lists its product as uncharacterized. Gene Ontology annotation, biological process: protein phosphorylation. Bases 1 to 1200 code for a protein of 399 amino acids. The record is from RefSeq and is a predicted model, not a curated record. Gene Ontology annotation, molecular function: ATP binding; protein serine/threonine kinase activity. Gene Ontology annotation, cellular component: cytoplasm. Lineage: Eukaryota; Apicomplexa; Conoidasida; Eucoccidiorida; Cryptosporidiidae. The transcript has a single exon.